Penicillium atrosanguineum is the source of this 2817-nucleotide messenger RNA. RefSeq names its product putative raffinose synthase protein Sip1. Bases 1 to 2817 code for a protein of 938 amino acids. NCBI's taxonomy places the organism in Eukaryota, Fungi, Ascomycota, Eurotiomycetes, Eurotiales, Aspergillaceae. The record is from RefSeq and is a predicted model, not a curated record. The transcript has 2 exons.
AUGGAGUCCAAUGUUAGGGACGCGACCUCUACCCUUCCAAUCGUUGGAGCUAGCCAGCACGCCAAACCACAACAUUCAGCAUUCACUCGGCCGGUCCAGAUGGGCUUAUUCGCCCGGCUGACAAGCUACCCGCCCCUGGGACAGACCACUUGCAUCCAGAGAGUACAAAAGGCGUUGCGGUCAGAGGAAGAUGAUGCGAUCAAUUUCACCGUCGUCGUUGAGUCAAGCGCAACCUUCCCAGCCCAGACUUGGGAGGUCCAGAUAUGGCACAACGUCACCAGUUCCAUAUGGACAGCUCUCCCACUGAGCGAAGUUGAUCCAUCACAUGCGCCAUUAUUGUCUGGAAUGGCACAAGAUGACAACUAUUAUCGUCAUGUUUUCUGGGACAGACUCGCGCUCCCGGCCACCGGCUGCCAUGCUCACUUUACCGUGCGGUUCCGGACCAGUCCAGAUGCGGAAUGGCAAUGGGCCAAUCAGCAUCAUCCAGUCAGCGACGGCGAGCUCGUAUGCAGCCCAAAAACCUCGGAUUUGAAGAAAGUUUCCUUGUCUGAACUGUCACCGCGUGAUGGAAAGAAUGAACUUGCAAAGUAUAUUCAAAAUCUCUCUUCUGAGGUGCAGAUCGACCCAAGGAAAAGUGAAGCACCUGGGUCUCUGCUAUGGGAAAUUACUGGGAGAGUGGAACCGGCUAGAGAAGGUAUUUCUGGUAUCACGCGGCUUGCUUUGGGUACUAUGUCUGAGGUGAUCAGGUACUUCGCGUUGGUGCGAAUUUGGUGUCCCUGGUUAGGACCGAGACACGGGAGAGAGAAGUUCUACUUGACGGAAGAUGCGAUUUUGUGCUCUUUUCUCCGUGCCGAUGGAAUCAACUUCGUCAUCCUGGCCGUAUCGGGGGUCAAAGACGUGUUGACUGUCUUUCAGUCAGGUGAAAAUGGCGAAGUAGUGGUCAAGGCGAGGAAUGAUAACGACUCGGAGUCCAAAUUCAAUAUUCUGGUCGCUGCUGCAGAGGACUUUGAGGUCGCCAUGUCCGCGGUAAUCUACGAGGCUAGAAAUGUUGUGAAACCGUUUGCUGAACCCACAGCAAUGGUGGAGGAGCAAGUUCCCCCUUCUCCUCUCGGCGAUGACAUUGUCAUAGUCGAGAAAGACCCACAGGCACAGUGGCUUACUGAGUGGGUUGACGGUCUGACCUACUGCACCUGGAACGGGCUAGGUCAGGACCUAACCGCGGAGAAGAUCCUCGGUGCAUUGGACGCUCUGAAAAACCAUGGCAUCAAUAUUGUCAAUCUGAUCAUUGAUGAUAACUGGCAAAGCCUCGACAACGACGGCGAAUCGAUGUUCAAGCGUCGCUGGGAGAGGUUUGAUGCAAAUGCAAAGGCAUUUCCCAAAGGGCUGAAACAGACUGUCCAGGCAAUCCGCCGGGCCAAUCCUAGUAUCCAACACGUCGCGGUCUGGCACGCAUUGAUGGGCUACUGGGGAGGAAUCUGCCCGAGUGGGGACCUGGCGCAAAGAUACCAGACCAAGGAAGUCAAAAUCAAAGACCCAUCCGCGGAUGGUCCUAUUUCACAGAAUGUCCCCAAUGGAAAGAUUCUUGCGAUUGACCCGGAGUCCAUUCAACGGUUCUACGACGAUUUUUACAGCUAUCUCCAAUCGGCCGGCGUAGAUUCAGUCAAGACAGAUGCCCAAUUCUUCCUUGACCUUCUGGACGAUCCGGAAGACCGCAAAAAUUUCAUGGCUUCCUACCAAGAUGCCUGGUCCAUCGCUGCGCUAAAAUACUUUACCACAAAGUCUAUUUCCUGCGGAUCAAUGAUUCCACAGAUCAUAUUCCAUUCACAACUCCCUACCAACAAGCCCACGAUACCAGUGCGAAACUCAGACGACUUCUUCCCCGAAAUUCCCGCGUCUCACCCAUGGCAUGUAUUCUGUAACGCGCACAACGCACUCCUCACCCGCUACUUGAAUGUCCUACCGGACUGGGACAUGUUCCAGACAAGCCAUCCCUACGCAUCCUUCCACGCUGCAGCGCGAUGUGUAUCAGGUGGACCCGUGUACAUCACAGAUGAACCGGGGAAACACGACCUCGAAGUUCUCGAUCAAAUGACUGCGCCAACGGUUACGGGAAGUACUGUUAUUCUGCGUCCUAGUGUCAUUGGCCGCACGAUCGAUAUCUAUCAUGACUUCAACGAGAAACAGAUUUUACGCGUGGGGAGCUACACAGGCUGGGCCAAGACUGGAAGUGGCAUUUUGGGUCUGUUCAACGUAAGCUCCACAGAGGCAUCAUGCAUGGUCUCUUUAAUGGACUUCCCCGGCAUACACGAGGGAUCGGAUGGUCAGUAUAUUGUACGCGCACACACCAGCGGCAAAGUUACAAGACGGAUGGAACCACUCGAUGGACAAUCCCUUGUGUCCGUCAACUUGGAACAGAGAGGAUGGGAGAUUCUCACUGUCUACCCGACUCAAUCAUUCAAUAUUAAGGAGGGUGACUUGACUCAUGUGGCUGUCCUUGGUCUCCUUGGUAAGAUGACAGGUGCCGCCGCCGUGGCCAGCUCCGAUAUCUUCAUGGUUGAGAACGGUCGAUUGCGAUUUGACAUCCAUUUGAAGGCCUUGGGGACACUAGGGAUCUACUUCUCUGACUUACGUGAUCGGGAUAUCGCCAAGGACUUUAUGGUAAUGAUCCUUGGACAGCCUAUUCCAAAGAAGACUGUUUGGAAGGAGGGCGGCGACGGUACCACCGUACUAGCUAUCGACAUCCACGCUGCAUGGAAGGAGAUGAAACUUGAUAGCGGAUGGAGUAACGAAGUCUUUGUACAAAUUUUCGUGGCUUGA